Saccoglossus kowalevskii is the source of this 1551-nucleotide messenger RNA. Its product is annotated as mitogen-activated protein kinase 15-like. Gene Ontology annotation, biological process: protein phosphorylation. The record is from RefSeq and is a predicted model, not a curated record. NCBI's taxonomy places the organism in Eukaryota, Metazoa, Hemichordata, Enteropneusta, Harrimaniidae. Gene Ontology annotation, molecular function: ATP binding; protein kinase activity.
UACAUAAACGCCUCUUCACUUAGUGGACCGAAUUAUUAGUACACAUCACCAAAUAACGGGCGAUUAUUUACUUGAUUAAAAUCAUUAUCUGUUAUGCAGUGAUUACCUGAGUAUAGGAUACUAUCUUUUAUAAAAUCAAACAAUUAGUUGCUGACUCAUUUCCAUUUUUAUCUUGAAAACUACAUAACGUACGUAAGGAUACAACACUAUACUUCGGUUGUGAUUAGGUUUGGGGAAAUACCUACAUGAAAGGGGAAUCCUUCGACGACUUGGCCUGCUUAUCAUUAACAAAAUCGAAGGAAAGCCAUGACUACGGAAAUCGAAGAACACAUUUUACAGAAAUAUGAGAUCAAGACUCGUUUGGGCAAAGGGGCAUAUGGUAUUGUAUGGAAGGGAAUUGAUAGAAGAACUGGGGAGCUUGUCGCCAUCAAAAAAGUGUUUGAUGCGUUUAGAAACAGAACAGAUGCACAGAGAACAUUCAGAGAGAUUAUGUUUCUACAGGAAUUUGGUAGCCACCCCAAUGUGAUAAAGUUGAUCAAUGUUAUCAAGGCUGAGAACAACAGUGAUAUUUAUUUAGUAUUUGAAUACAUGGAUGUUGAUCUCUAUACCAUUAUUAAAAAAGGCAAUAUAUUAGAAGACAUUCAGAGAAGGUAUAUAAUGUAUCAAAUCUUAAAAGCAAUCAAGUAUAUCCAUUCUGGUAACGUCAUACAUAGAGACAUGAAGCCAUCCAAUAUUCUUCUUGAUGCUGAGUGUUUUGUGAAAGUUGCCGACUUUGGUCUCGCUAGAUCGUUACAUCAGCUUGAUGAUAUGGACACCUCAGCUAACCCAGAAAUGACAGAUUAUGUAGCUACCAGGUGGUAUCGAUCACCAGAAAUAUUGUUAGCAUCAAAAAAAUACACAAAGGGUGUUGAUAUGUGGAGUGUAGGGUGUAUUAUGGGUGAAAUGUUACUGGGAAGACCGUUAUUUGCUGGCACAUCAUCAUUUAACCAAAUAGAGAAAAUCAUGAGUUCAAUACCAAGACCAAGUCAAGCUGACAUCCAAGCUAUUCAGUCACAAUACGCCCAGUCAGUCUUAGAUAAGAAUAUUGUCAGGCACAGACGAGAAAUUGAAGACAUCAUACCACAUGCCAGUGAUGAUGCAAUAGAUUUAUUAAAAAAACUUUUACAGUUCAAUCCACAUAGAAGAAUUACAGUAGAAGAUGCACUCAGACAUCCCUAUGUAUCAAGGUUUCAUAACACUGCUGGUGAGAUAUCCCUUGACUAUGAUGUCAUACCACCGCUAGAUGACGAUACUCUUCUAACAGUCAACGAAUACAGAGAUAAGCUGUAUGAACUUAUAAAAGAUAAAAAGGCACAGAUUAGAAAACACAAGAAAGAAAUUUUAGAAAAACAGUCCCAACAAAGAACACAACAAUCACCGCCACCAUCGCCAGUGGAAAAAUCUCCACGUGUGACUGUUGAGUCCAAUGUGGAAGUCAGGAGGACACCCAGAAAGGGUGAAGGUGACCAAGAUCAGCGCAACUUUUAUGGUAGGUUUUCAUUCUUUUCAUAA